ACGUGGUCGCGCUUCCGAGUUCCGGCCAAUGCGGCAUGGCAUCGAUAUUUUCUAUUUGUUUCUUACUUUUGUCUAAUCCCUUCAACUGGUCGUCAUUUUCCUGAGAUUUCAACUUUUCAAGUGAUUUUGCUGGUUUCUGGCAGGAGUGAAGGUCGCUUUGAUAUCAGCCGGUGUCCAUGGCUGCGCCGGGGGCCAGCAGAAAGAUCUCCGCUGCGUCAGCGAGGGCUCACACCCGAAAGAAGCAGAAGAGCUCUUCCUUCCCCGUCAUUCGAGGAAUUGUUUCAAAGCUAUCAGUGGUUCUACUUGUGGGAGUAUUGGCAUGGUUAUAUAAUGCAGCCCGGCCUCCACCACCUAAUAUCUGCGGAACACCAAAUGGUCCUCCUGUAACAUCACCUAGAAUUAAGCUCAAGGAUGGAAGGCAUCUUUCGUACAUUGAAACUGGUGUCUCAAAGGAGAAGGCCAGAUACAAAGUCAUAUUUAUUCAUGGCUUUGAUUGCUGCAAACAUGAUGUGUUUCCUGUUUCACAGGAAAUACUUGACGAAUUUGGAAUAUACUUGCUGUCUUUUGACAGAGCUGGUUAUGGAGAGAGUGAUCCAAAUCCGAAGCUGUCAGUGAAAAGCAUUGCUGAAGAUGUUGAGGAACUUGCUGAUAAGAUGGCAUUAGGUUCCAAGUUUUAUCUCAUGGGAUUUUCCAUGGGUGGGGCAUACGUUUGGAGCUGCCUAAAAUAUAUACCUCACCGGUAUGACUUGAUUGUUUUUUAUUGUUUUGAUCUCCUUUAGUUAUCUUGCAUUUAAAAAUAAUAAAGGCUAGUUUAAUGAGUUUUGUGGAAGUAAAAUUUUCAUUGUUUGAACUGCAUGUACUUGUAUGAAAUUUUUUGGGUGUUAACAUGAUGUGUAAUUGAUUCUUAUAUUCACGGUUGUCUCCUUUAAGGCUGAUAAUUGUGGCAAGUACAAGCUGUUGAUUAAUAUUUUGAGAAGUUUUUGUCGGACAUGGUAAUUUCAAAUAGAACAAGGCUUGGUAAAUGUGUCAAGUGUUCAUAUUUCAAAUAGAUCGAGGCAUGGGAACUUGUUAAUUACACUAAAAUCAGCAUAAUAUUGCAUCUUUUGGGCAAUGUAAAUGAAAUAAUAACAUCUAUCAGUAUUCUAAAGUCAUUUUGAUCAUAGAAAAACUACAUAUAUUCAACUUGAUAAGAUGAGUCUGUGUAGUUCUUUGGGUCAUAAUCCAAUUUCUAGUUUUAGUUCAUGCAUGGGAGAUGCAUAAACUUCUAGUCCAUGUUUUUGGAACUAACGCUCUAAUUUUAAGGUGAUUACAGUAAACACCAAAGAAGCAAAAGCAAACUUUAUGUUUGAGCUUCAAGGAUUAAUAAUAUUCCUAGUAUAUGUUGGAAGCAGGACAUAGUAGUCUGAAAUACUUGAAAGUUGAAGAAGCCAACUAACUUAAAACCAAGAAGAAUGUCAUGCCGAUGCUUCAAUUGUGUUAGAAGAGAAUUAUUUACAAGGUUUUUUAAUUAAAAAUUUUAAUUUUCAAACAUGAUUUAGAGCUACAAAAUUUUUUCUAUCAAUGUAAAGGAUACUCGAGUGAAUCUCUUGAUUGUUGACACAAAGUCUGAUUUUUUGAAGAAUUCAUUUUGGUUGGGACAUGAAAUGCAUUUUUUUAGAUUGGUAAAUUUUAUUAUUUCAACAUACAAGCAAAUGCUUAGGCCUGGACAUAGUAACAUGGGAAUAAAAUAUCUACCAACAAUGAAGGAUUUCUGAACUUUUCACAUCAAGCAGUACAACAUCAAUGGCCGUUGCCUUUUGAAGAAAACAUAAAAGGAAAUGAACAAAGUUUUGGUCCUUGUGCGUGGUAUUUUUUGGUUGGGGUGGGAGAAAUAUUGAAGAAGUAGCCUGCAAACCCUUUGCAUGCUGGAAAAAGCACAAGCUCCCAAAAGAAACAUUAGUAAAGCAACACACAUUAACCACUGAAUGGAUAAUUAAAGAAGAAGAAUCAUAAUUUUACAUAAUUCAGCUUAGUUAUAUCUUGAUUAACAAGAGAAUGAUGCAAGGGUAAUUCAAAUACGUUAUCAGGAGACCAGAAUGUGUGGAAGGACAUCAUCUUGCUUAGAGAUUGAAAUAUUGCAAUCUUUUUCAUCUUUUUAUAAAGCACUACCGACAAUGGGCAGUUGAGAAAAAGGCAAAAAAAAAAAAAAAAAAA
Molecule: messenger RNA, 2193 nt
Organism: Dendrobium catenatum
Lineage: Eukaryota; Viridiplantae; Streptophyta; Magnoliopsida; Asparagales; Orchidaceae
Exons: 3
Coding region: 177-779 (200 amino acids)
Source: RefSeq, a predicted model, not a curated record